Messenger RNA from Anopheles bellator, 4640 nucleotides. It is a transcript of the gene Btk29A, whose product is annotated as tyrosine-protein kinase Btk29A. Bases 1 to 2445 code for a protein of 814 amino acids. NCBI's taxonomy places the organism in Eukaryota, Metazoa, Arthropoda, Insecta, Diptera, Culicidae. The transcript is spliced from 14 exons. Gene Ontology annotation, molecular function: ATP binding; protein binding; non-membrane spanning protein tyrosine kinase activity. The record is from RefSeq and is a predicted model, not a curated record. Gene Ontology annotation, biological process: intracellular signal transduction; peptidyl-tyrosine autophosphorylation.
AUGAUGACCGAACGGCGGAGCGAUUUCGUGCUGAAAGCCGGCUACAUGGUGAAACGGUCGCAAAACAAGAAACGCUUCACGCCGGUCAACUACAAGACGCGUUGGUUCGAGCUGACGCGGUUCUAUCUAUCGUACUAUGACAUUGGAAACUUGGAGAAGCGGCGCGAGCGUGGCAGGAUCAGUGUGAAAGGCGUACGGCUCGUGGAACCGGCCCUCCUGCACGGCGAAGGCGGUGAUGCAGCGGCACCGGAUGGAUAUCCGUUUCAAGUAGGAUACUGCGAAAGUGACGGCAUCUACCCGGGCACAACGCUGCCCCAGUACACGCUCUACCUGGUCGCGGACAGCGAGAAGGACCGGACGGAGUGGAUCUCCUCGAUUCGGAAAAUCUGCGAAGAGUACAGCCCGAAAUCGUUCAGCUAUCAUCUGGGGCUCUGGCUCGGCAGGAAGUGGUCCUGCUGCAGAAGCCUGAACCGACGUGCCAUCGGCUGCCAAGUUGCGACGGUGUGGCCCGAGUACAACAAUAAUCCAAGUACUGGAAGCUCUCCUGCCCAAAACUCUACCCGAAGUACCAGCCCCAACGUGCCGAACGGUCAUCUGCAGCUUCCUCAGCAGCCACAGCUACACCCUCAGCAGCAGCAGCAGCCGCAGAACCACUCGGGCACCGGGUUGCUCCAACAGCAGCCACAGCCGCAACCGCAAUCCCCGGCGCAGCACUCCCAGUCCCACUCGCCGUCACUGCAGCACCACCAGCAGCAAGUGCAUCUCCAGCAGCAGCAACAGCAGCAGCACCAACAGGCCCUUCAGGCGGCCCUCCAGCAGCACCAGCAGCAGUCCACACCGCCCCAGCUGCAGCAGCAAACAUCCUCCCAGCAGCAGUCGCCGCACCAUCUCAACAGCAGCUCGAGCAGCUUAGGCAACAUAACGCCCACCUUCGUUGCCCAGCCACAGUCUCCGACUGUGAAUUCCUUUAAAACGGCGUCCCUCAACGGAGUCGGUCUGCACGUGAACGGCGGCGUCGUCGGCAGCGGCGGCGGCGGGGAUUUAAAUAUGCCCGGUGGUCCGACAGCAGCGCCUGGAACACCGAACACAAAGGCAAAGGAUGUCUCACCGCGGGUUAAGAUCGUCGUGGCCCUGUACCCGUUCAAGGCCAUCGAAAGUGGUGAUCUUUCGCUCGAGAAGAAUGCCGAGUACGAGGUGAUCGAUGACUCACAGGAGCACUGGUGGAAGGUGAAGGAUCAGCAUGGCACGAUCGGCUACAUACCGAGCAAUUACGUCAAGGAGAAGGAGCUGCUGGGACUGCAAAAGUACGACUGGUACGUCGGUGACAUGUCCCGGCAGCGGGCCGAAUCGCUGCUGAAGCAGAACGACAAGGAGGGCUGCUUCGUGGUGCGCAAAUCGUCCACCAAGGGUCUCUACACACUCUCGCUACAUACCAAAGUACCCCAAUCGCACGUGAAGCACUACCAUAUCAAACAGAACGCACGAAUGGAAUUUUACCUCUCCGAGAAGCACUGCUGUGAAACCAUUCCGGACUUGAUCAACUACCAUCGCCAUAACUCCGGCGGUCUCGCCUGUCGCCUUAAGACGUCCCCGUGCGAUCGUCCCGUGCCACCGACGGCUGGGUUGUCUCAUGACAAAUGGGAGAUCCAUCCUUCGGAGUUGAUGAUCUUGGAAGAGCUGGGCUCCGGCCAGUUCGGUGUGGUGCGGCGGGCAAAGUGGCGCGGCUCGAUCGACACCGCGGUCAAGAUGAUGAAGGUGGGCACCAUGUCGGAGGAUGAUUUCAUCGAGGAAGCAAAAGUAAUGACUAAACUCCAACAUCCCAAUCUGGUGCAGCUGUACGGUGUCUGCUCGAAGCACCGACCAAUCUACAUCAUCACCGAGUACAUGAAGCACGGCUCUCUGUUGAACUACCUGCGAAGGCACGAACAGUCGCUGAUCGGCAAUAUGGGUCUUUUGCUGGACAUGUGCAUACAGGUUUGCAAAGGUAUGUCUUAUCUGGAGCGCCACAACUACAUUCACCGUGAUCUGGCGGCCCGCAACUGUCUGGUGGGCUCCGAGAACACCGUAAAGGUGGCCGAUUUCGGGUUGGCACGGUACGUCCUGGACGAUCAGUACACCAGCUCUGGCGGUACCAAGUUCCCCAUCAAAUGGGCCCCGCCGGAGGUGCUGAACUACACUCGAUUCUCUUCCAAGAGCGAUGUCUGGGCAUACGGAGUCCUAAUGUGGGAAGUGUUCACGUGCGGCAAGAUGCCUUACGGUCGCCUAAAAAAUACCGAAGUGGUUGAGCGUGUCCAGCGCGGCAUCAUCUUGGAGAAACCAAAAGCUUGCGCUAAAGAAAUUUACGACGUCAUGAAAAAGUGUUGGUCGCACAGCCCCGAAGACCGGCCCGGGUUCCGAAUACUGAAGGAUCAACUGGCGGCCGUCGCGCAAGGGCUCACUGAUUAGAGCACCCGCUGGCAUUUACUUCGUUUCGAACGGUGCGAAACCUGCGAUGAUGGGUUUGGUUCGUAUCUCGGUGCUCUCGUUUUAUCGGUAGUUGAAUCGGAAGAAGCGUUUCGUUCUCUUAUCAAUUAGUCGGAUGAGGAUUUGUAAUACGUUUUUACUCUGCCGUGCUCUAACUUGUGUUUUUAAAGGCAAUCAUUCAAAAAGUAAAAUCCCGGCACUGCGCAGUGGAAUUGAGCGGCAGGGAGGUCGGGCACCAAAGUUAUAUGUUCUAAUAUACGUUUGGUUUGGUCGGAUACUGCCGUUACAUUGGCGCUAAGGCGAACAGAAAUGACUGAUGAUGGAAAUUAUACAAGCAAAACAGAAACAAUACACAAUAUGGUUGGUUUGAUAGUAUAAGGCAUCCGUUUGAUAAGGAAAUGUAGAUGUAGUGUGUAGGGGCGCGAAUCUUUGACGCGUGAGAAAGACGACCAUAAAACAGACGCACACUGGAACAGUGCUAGAAUGAACCGUGAUUUGACUCGAUUCGUCCAGCUCGUAGGCUGGAAAGAUCUACCAGAAGAUCGUGAUCGUUGAUCGUCGUAGUUGUAGCAACAGCAGAAUACAUGAAGAUAUGCAUAAACAUACAUACACCAGUUCUCUCAGUAGCUAAGCAAAACCCGAUAUCGAUGAUAAGGAACGUAAAAUCAAACCACAUGUACUUGAGCGGUUCGCCCAACUGCAACGGUAGCCCAAUAGUGAACGUUACUAACACACACCAAGCGCAACAGGAUGCCGUAACCCGGAUUACCCGGCGUAGAAUGUAGCAGGUAUUUAAGUGAUAUUUAAAGUGUACGUUUCUAUGGCUAGGUCCGCUGCCAUUGCCCGUGGAAAGUUGAUAAUUUCCGGACAUCCGCACAGAGACACGCGUACCGAUUCCACCUUCGUAACAGUUGCGUGCCGGUGGAAACAGAAAAGGGUGCAUGUUUAAAUCUCAUGACGUGUGGAACAGACUUCUCAAUAAUAUUAUUAUCUGUGUACAUAAAUCAAUGUUUUCGUUCGAUUAAUUUUAGAUUUACGGGGCGUCUCGCGCCUCAUCCCUCGCGUCGUGGUACGUGUUUAUACUAUGUAUAUCUCAAGCUCUGCCGAUUUUGUCUUCUCCCUUGAAUCGGGCCGUUUUCUUUUCCUUCAAUCCUUAAUUUGACCACCAGCAAGACGGCGGGUAGAGCUGAUGGCACAAGUGUAGCGAAAUCGAGCGCACGUAGAUAGCGUCAUUAUGAUUACCGAAAAUCGUAGCCACUACUAUUGCUUAGUAAGUGCUCGUGCUUUUGAGGAUCACAGAUUUACCACUGAGGAGAACUCAACCAGUAGCGAACCCUGGCUGAGGGUUGUACCAGCGCACAGGAAUCUACUAUCGAUACUAUUAACUUUUACUAUUCCUAACACAAACUAGCUAAAUCGGACAGGAAAUCAAAAUGAGCCCCUGAAGCGAAGAGUGAACCAAGUUCCGGGAAUGCUGCGCCAUCGCGUGCUCUGUGAAAUUCCUGGUUAAGAUUUUGUUUUAUCUUUCAUUAAAAUAAUUCAAUAUAAGUCAGUCUCUCAAACGAUGAUGAUCGGAAGCACUAGUAGCAUCUGUUGGCCAUGCGAGAAGGAUCGUCGUCGUAACGAUGGUUGUAAUGCGCGGUACCCUAAGGAAGGGGGCAACUUGCUUUGAACCGAUCGAAGCUGUACGGGAUGGCAAAGGAAACAAAUCAUCAUAAUUCAAUAACAAAAUUCAAAUAACCCAAAUGUCGACUCGAACAGAGAACGCAAAAGAAGGCAAACCUAUAUUACAAUAACGGAGAAGCAAGGAAAGUGAUGUUGAGGUAAUGCUAAAUAGUCGUUAAAUUGUUUCCACAACACAACCCGAACGCCCCGAACCGCUACCACAGAGGCAACCAACCGGGUGAGCGUCGAAACAAGGAACGGAACAUAUACUAUGCAUUAACGAAAAUAUGUGAAACAGUGGAUUAACUAUAUCAAUACAAAAAUCUAAUUAUUAGCGUCAUUAGACCAGCGUGAGCUGAGCGAAAGUGAAGGGAGAGAGACACAGAGAGAGAUACUAUGAAGAUAAAAAACAACCAACCGUCACCUGAAUCGUGGAACGACUGUUUCAGGCGUCACUUCGUGGUUGUACCGUAGGGAUUAGCAAAGGGAAAGAUUUGGCGGAAACUACGGAG